UUCAUUAUUUUGCUGGAAAAAAUUAUCAAAUGGGGUAUAAAAGCUUUGAAAAAUGUUCAAAACGUCGUAAACUCUGUGACGUUAAUAGUCAAGACAUGUUUUUUGAGGAACGCGACGGAAUUCCGCACUUCAAUUGUAGAAUAACUUCUAGUAUCUUAAAAGAGACGCUUGCUUAUGUAUACAGGUACAUGAAUCGAAUGACACGUAAAUUUGGCGCACCUAAGAGAAUCGCCCAUAGUGCCACUUCGCUUUUUAAACAAUUGGAAGAUUUGAAAGUGCAAUACUAUUACUCUAACAUGGCGAAAAUGACCUCGUGCUUAUAUAUAGUAAUGGUUCUAGAAUCUAUACCGAGUACCAUUAAACAGUUGUCCUUAGCUUCUGGAGUCUGCAGUGAACAAAUUACUCAUUGUCAUUUAGUUAUAAUCAAAUUACUAAAUAUAGAUAUGAGUGACACUGAUGACGCCUCUUAUAUGCUCCGCAUUUCUAAAUAUUUGGAACUUAAUCUGCCAACGACGCAGUUGGCAAGGAAAAUAGCAAACAAUGCAUUGGAGAUGGAAUUUAUGUUUAAUACUUCAAAGGAAUCUUUAGUUGCAGCGUCAAUUUAUAUGGCAUGCCAGGUGAUGCAAAUUGAUUUAACGCAGGAUGCAAUUCUCGAGAUGGUAGGAGUAAGUUUUAACCAAUUUAAAAAAGUUUAUGCAGUUCUCACGUGGUAUGCCUCGGAAAUCUUCCUUGUAGACUCCGAAUUUCGAAGAAAUGCAAAACAAGUGUUUAAAUUACCAUUUCACAUGUAAUUUAAUACAUUAAUAUCAUUUAGUCAUAUAUGAUAUUAACGUAUCCUAUGCAACUUUCUAUUCCUAUGAAACAAUAUCAUCCUUGGAUUACGGUAAAUGUGACAGGGAAAUCCAGUGAAGCCAC
This is a messenger RNA of Teleopsis dalmanni, 915 nucleotides long. RefSeq names its product transcription initiation factor IIB-like. The record is from RefSeq and is a predicted model, not a curated record. Bases 30 to 791 code for a protein of 253 amino acids. Gene Ontology annotation, biological process: transcription preinitiation complex assembly; DNA-templated transcription initiation. Gene Ontology annotation, cellular component: nucleus; transcription preinitiation complex. Lineage: Eukaryota; Metazoa; Arthropoda; Insecta; Diptera; Diopsidae. The transcript has 4 exons. Gene Ontology annotation, molecular function: TBP-class protein binding.